AGAAACCCUACUACUCUCCAGUCUCCACUCCAUAUGAUUUGAGAGACUGAGGAGCGAUGUCUAACGUAACCGUCUGUGCGCGAUUCAGGCCACGAAGCUCUAAAGAGAUGCGCGAUCCCAGCAGAGAUGGUGUUUGUGCUCGACCCAUCGACGCUGAAACCUUCGUUUUCCAAGAUGACAAGGAAGAUGAAUUUACAUUUAGCCUUGAUAGAGUUUUUUAUGAGGACUCUACCCAAGCUGCGCUUUAUGACUUUCUGGCUCUCCCCAUCAUGAGAGACGCUGUAAAUGGUAUCAACGGAACAAUUAUCACUUAUGGACAGACAGGGGCUGGGAAGACAUAUUCCAUGGAGGGACCAGGCAUCCACGACUGUGAUGACCACAAUAAAGGACUACUUCCAAGAGUGGUCCAUGGGAUGUUUGAGCAAAUCAGCUCUUCCAAUGAUUUUGCAAGAUACACUGUUCAAUUGUCUAUGGUUGAGAUCUACAUGGAGAAAGUCAGGGACCUAUUAGACUUAUCAAAAGCAAACAUACAGAUCAAGGAGAACAAAACACAAGGAAUUCUCUUGUCAGGCGUUACAGAGGUGCCUGUAUCAGAUUCGGCGGAGGCAUUACAACAUCUAUGCACCGGUUUAGCAAACCGCGCAGUUGGAGAAACCCAAAUGAAUAUGUCCAGCAGUAGAAGCCACUGCGCCUACUUGUUCACAAUCCAGCAGGAUUCAGUUAAAGAUAAGAGGGUAAAAACAGGAAAACUGAUUCUUGUCGACCUGGCUGGCUCAGAGAAAGCAGACAAAACUGGAGCAGAAGGUAGGGUUCUUGAAGAAGCGAAGACGAUCAAUAAAUCGCUCUCAGCCUUGGGGAACGUGAUAAACGCUCUCACAAGUGGGUCAUCUAGCAAAGCGAAUCACAUACCAUAUCGUGACUCCAAGCUUACUCGCAUCUUACAGGAUGCCCUGGGUGGGAAUUCUCGAAUGGCACUGCUUUGCUGUUGCUCACCAAGCACUUUAAAUGCAUCUGAGACGCUCUCAACCCUCAGGUUUGGCAUGAGGGCAAAACACAUAAAAGCAUCACCACGUGCCAGUGAAGUGAAAUCUGCGCAGGCACAGGAGGAACCCUCCUUGAUAACCAAAGAUGAAAAAUGUGGGAGGAUCCUAGAGAAGAUGAAAGAGAGGAUGAGCAACGAAGACAUCAAGAUGCUAGAAGAAGUGUUUAUACAGGAAGGGAUCAUUUUCAGCCUAGAUUCUAUGGAAGAAGUGGAAACCGCAUACGAAGAUAUUGUAUCAAAAACUAUACAAUCCUUACAGCAGGCUGUUGAUGAACUCCAACUGAAAGUCAAAAAGUUAGAAGCAGAAAACAUGGGCAUUCAGGUACAAGCAUUGUGCAAUCACGAACCUGGUCCGGUUGGAAAGAUGUCAAGGUUCAUCAGUUCUUGGUAUGCAUCGUUCUUUGCGUCCUAAAGAUGAUAAUAUGAAUAUACUAUCUUGGUAAUG
Arabidopsis arenosa is the source of this 1487-nucleotide messenger RNA. Lineage: Eukaryota; Viridiplantae; Streptophyta; Magnoliopsida; Brassicales; Brassicaceae. The record is from the annotation of a GenBank genome assembly.